This is a messenger RNA of Ceutorhynchus assimilis (cabbage seed weevil), 3541 nucleotides long. The record is from the annotation of a GenBank genome assembly. Lineage: Eukaryota; Metazoa; Arthropoda; Insecta; Coleoptera; Curculionidae.
GUAAAUAUAUUACCUUAUCAUCUAUAACAGAGAUUAUUUUAUUUAUUAUUAUAAAUAAAUAAUGGUCCUUUUGAAGUAGCAAAAUAAGUAAUGAAACAUUGAAAAGGGCAAUAGGUACCUACAUAACGUUAAAACAAAUAAAAAAUUUAUUUCAAAUUCCUUGAACUUCUAAAGACAGAAUUAAGGCUGAAAUAUUUGCGAAAUGCUAUAAUUGACUCGUUAUUUUUAGCAGAGCGAAAUUUGAAUGGCGACAUUGUCUUAUGGCAAUAACCUUUGGCAUUAGAGCCCUCUAUUGUUAAUCCAUUAAUUAGAUUGGAAAUGUAUACAAUUCAAAAAGAAAUCCUGUUGAAUCAUGACCUCCUAGUUCGACAGACUAGAUCUUUUUGUUGUGUAUCUCGUCUUUUCUUUUCCAGCUUUUCUUAAUCUUUCCUUAUUUCGACUUUUCAGACUCCUUAUACUUUCUGUUUGACCAUUAUUUUUUUCAAACAAUUAACAUUCCAUACCUAUCAACCAACGAUAAAUAAAAAUUGCAGUUACUUACAUGCAAAAAAAUUUAAUGUGUAAUAUAUUUAGUUGAUAAAAAAGGUUUUAGAAGUAUAGUUUGUGCUUGCGUAAUACGGUUAAUCAUCAUACACCAUAAGUGUCUGGGAUUGUAUUCGAUAUUUCAACUUGAUUUUUUAGAUUAACACAUAAUCACGCUUAUUGUAGAUUACCAUGUCACUUGAUUGAGUAGAAUCGUGUCUUAUCCAACAGUGAGUACCUACCUACUUUUUUUUAUCAGUAUUUUUGUUCAACACUCAAACAUCGAAGUACCUUUUAUUAUAGUAGUAAAAAGUGUAAGUAAAUUAUUCAAAAUAUGUAUAGGCAUUGUUUCAUAAGUCAUAAAUCAUUAUAUCUACAUACGUGCUUUAUUGUGUUGUGGUCAAAUUUUAAGUUAUUAUUGCUGUUUAAACACCACUUCCUUUGGGUUCCUGUACUAUGAGGGCUGCAACUUAAUAGUUACACUGUUUUACCAUUCAUUUUAGCUGUACAUAUUGUGUUAGGGUACCUAAGGUGAAAAUUCAAUUUUUUAUGUCUGAUGAAUUUGAAUACAUAUAUCAAAGUUCAAAUAAGUCGGUCAAAAAUAUACUUUCUCCUUUUUUUUUUUCAUCAUAUAGGCAUAUACAUUUUUCAUUUGCUGUUAAAAAAAUCCCUGUAAGUAUAAUUAAGUCACAUGAUUGAAAUACAAGUUUCAAUUAAGUAUAACCAUCUCGAUCAAUUAAAUCCAGUUUCGUCAUCACGCAAACCGUUUUUUUUUUUUUAUUAAAAUGAUGGCAGUACGCUCAAUUAUUUAUUCAUUAAAUUUGUACCAUCACAAGAACAUUAAUAUUUGAAUAAAGAAGCCGCAGCAAUAAAUAAAAAGCACGUGUUCUUAUAAGGCCCAAUAAAGAAGACAAAUAUUUGGUUUUGAGUGAAAUGCAAAAACCCCAAAUACAUAAUGGCAAUCUGGAGCUCACUUACUUUUUUGAUAAGCAAGCAGAGCCGACAAUGUUGGAAGAAACGGAGACUUCCAAAAUUGGCACUAGUAUCAAGAACAAAAUUUGGCAAAUUUUUCCUUCUGCGUGCGCUUCGCUGACAUGUAUCCCAUUUGGUUUGAUGCUCGGAUGGCCCUCACCAACCUACCCAACACUAAUAUUCGCCGAAGAUUCUCCAGUUCCGAUCACCCUGGACCAAAGUGCAAUGAUAGCAGGUUUCCUCUUACUAGGAGUGUGUUUUGGGACGCUUUUUUCGACAAGCUCCAUAGCUCAAGGACCAAAAAAUGGUAUAAUUUUCGGAAACCUUUGCAUAGUAUUAGGCUGGGUACUUAUGUGGCAAAGUCAAAAUAUGUACUGGCUUUUGGCUAGUAGGUUUUUGAUGGGAUCUGGACAUGGCUAUGCCAUGGGCCAAAUAAAACGAUAUAUUAUCGAAAUGACUGAAGAUGCUUUAUCUGCUUCGCUAGUAAAGCAAACGCAAUUCUAUGCUUUGUUUGGAUUUGUAUUGGCUUUCGCUGUUGGGCCUUUUAUAAGUUUUAGGCUGUUUGCUUUAACGAGCUUAAUCCUGGCAACGUUUAUUUUGUUUUUAGCCAUAUUUUUACCGUCAACUCCAAGGGAGCUGAUACAAGCGAAAAAAAUUCGGGAUGCCAAAAAACUUUUGGUAUUUUUAAAGCCUGAUUCGAAUCCUGAUCAAGAGAUUGAUAAAAUAAGGGAAACAGAUUCUAAUGUAAAACCUGUAAAUGAUUUUGGUUUUAUGAAAAUCAUGAGGGAUAAUUCACUUAGGGUUAAUUUUAUAAAAUUUACAUUUAUUGUAAUAUGCCAACAAUAUUGUGGUGCUCCUCCUACAUUGGUGUACACUCAAAUUAUCUUUAGCCGAUCAAAUGUUCCUUAUCCAGAAUAUAUAGCUUUAGGAUAUGCAGUAUUAUUUUUUCUAUCGAAUUUAGUAGGUUGCUACAUAAGUCCAAAAUAUAAUAAGAAAACUGUGUUACUUGUUUCUAGCUUUAGUAUUUUAUUAUUAUUCAUUUUAAACAUUCUUGUGAUAUAUUUUAAAGUUAACGAAAAAUAUUUUAGUUACACUUCUGUGAUAGUGAUGUACUUGUUUAUUAUUGUAUAUACGACAAGCUUAGGAAGCAUUCCAUUUACAUUAAUAAACGAUUGGUUUCCCCAAAAUUGUAGGGUGUUCAUGACAAAAUUUUAUAUUGUAAUGUUUUCUUUAUUAGGGCUGAGUAUAACCAAAAUUUUCCAGGUUUUAAUCGGCCAAUUUCCACUUUAUAUACCGUUUUGUUUGUUCUCGGCUGUUAUUGUUUUCGCCAUUGGGUUUAUCAGUAUUUUUAUGUCUGGAGGGGGCAACAAGCAUUUUUACAAGACGAAUAUUGCAGAAAUUGUUGUAGGAGUGGAAGAGAAGAAAUAAAGAAAAUUGAGAAAAGUCUACUUAUUCAUUUUCCCAAAUUCUUUCAUUUCUAUUUAUUUUUCAGGCCAAAAAAAAAUUCGAGGAUGGAGUGGAAGAUCGACAAGAAUGAAUAAUCGAAAAAUCACACCAAAUUGCUUAACGCGAUUUUAUUUCUGAAACUAUAAUAGCCAGGGGGCUGGCGUCAAAGUUUCAUGGGUCAUUUCAGCAUAAUUUUUUUUCAUUCUGUACGGUAGCUUUUAUUUAAUAAAUAAGUAACCCUACUGUCAGCUGGCACACCUCCGUGGCGAAAGGGUAGUAAGAGACCCCGAAACUAGUAAAAAAAAAAUCGGGCCUUUUUAGCAAAGCUGGAAAUUUGACAUUUUAUUUUUAUGAUGAUUCCAUGAAAAAAAAAAUAAAUGUAUCAGCUUCCUGUGGUGGGGGGCAAAACUUGUCAGCUGCGCAUGAAAACAUGCAUGAAUGUCGGAAAAAAUCGGAUAAUUUCAGCAAAGCUGAAAAUUAUUUAUAUAAUAAAUUACGGUAUGAAAAUAACAGUUUUUAACUGGCUAAUGUAAAAUACUAGUUCGUCAUACUGUACUGUUAUCCCACUUUAGCAUGAGGGAAAUUGAAAAGGUAUAUUCAA